Brettanomyces nanus is the source of this 888-nucleotide messenger RNA. RefSeq lists its product as uncharacterized. Gene Ontology annotation, cellular component: eukaryotic translation initiation factor 3 complex; cytoplasm. The record is from RefSeq and is a predicted model, not a curated record. Lineage: Eukaryota; Fungi; Ascomycota; Pichiomycetes; Pichiales; Pichiaceae. Gene Ontology annotation, molecular function: translation initiation factor activity. The coding region runs from base 1 to 888 and encodes 295 amino acids. The transcript is spliced from 2 exons.
AUGUCAUGGGACGAAGAUUUUAAAAAUCCUUCUGUUAAUGAGGCUAGCGUUGCCGAUGAUUGGGAACAAGAAGCUGUUGAAGAUGAAGAUGCUAAUGAUCAGCCAUUAUUAGAAUCAUGGGAUGUGGAUAUAGAUGAAUUGGAGAAGAAAAAGAAAGAAGAAGCUGCCAAGAAGAAGGCAGAGAUAGAAGCUUUGAAAAAGAGACAACAAGAAGCACUUGCAAACAAGAAGAACAAGAAAGGUAAAAAGCCUGUUCUAUUGGAGAUCGAUAAAGUGGAUGGAAGCACCAGAAGAAAGAUGCUAAAGGAAGCACAACUUAAGGCGGAUAUUAAGAAUGCGGCCGAAUUAUUUGCUGGAAUGGAGCUUAGUGAGAAGAAGAAGGGAGAAGACUCCAAUGGUACUAGCAAUGAAGAAGAUCUUGAUGAGCUAUUUGAGGCUGAUGAUGAUGACGAACAAACAGGUAGCAGAGUGGCUCUAACGGUUGAUUCUCCCUUGAUAGAGCAUCCGUUGUUCCUUGCAGAAGAUGAGCAAGGAUAUGAGAAGUUGAGGAGAGGAUUGGCAGGAGAAAUGAAGCGUCUAGCAAAAGUUAAGCCUUUAACAUACGUUAAUUCUUUGGCAAUUGAUCUCAUUUCCACAAUGUGCGAACCAAUGAGUCUCGAGCAGACUAGAAAAGUCGUCUCCACUUUGAAUGCGCAGGUCACUAAAAAGGUCAAGGACGAAAGAAAAAUACGUCUCUCUAAGACUGGAGGUACGUCUUUAGGAGGUACUGGUAAGAAGAAAGUCAAGGGAAAGCUCAACAUUGGAGGAGGAGACUCGUUCAGAACUGACAAGAUUAAUGAUAUGCUUGAGGACGACGACGAUGACUUUGGAGACGAGGAUUUCAUGUAA